CCUGCCAAGCACCGCGCAGCCGCCUGGCUCCGCCGCGGGAGUAGCCGGUGCAGGCCUCCGCGCCGGUGCGGGACCCAGGGCUCCGCCGCGCUCGCCCAGCCCGACCCCGGGCCGCCGGACCGCAGCAUGCGCGCCGCGCCACCUCCCGCGCGGCUUCUGCCGCUGCUGGUGCUGCUCGCGCUCCUGGCCGCGCCCGCCGCCCGCGCCAGCAGAGCCGAGUCCGCCGCCCCGCCGCAGUCCGGAUCCGAGCGCCAGCCGCGGCCGCCGCCCGGCCCGGGGCCCGGGAACGCCACCGGGAUGGGCUCCGGGGAGGCGGCGGGCGGCGGCGGCAGCGCCAACAGCAGCGGUGACGCCCUGGUGACCCGCAUCUCCAGCCUGCUCCGCGACCUGCCCACCCUAAAGGCGGCUGUAAUCGUGGCGUGCGCCUUCUCCGCCUUCCUCAUAGCCUGCCUGCUGCUGCGCGUCUUCAGGAGUCGCUUUGCCAGACAACAGAAAGAAUGUGGAUCCAAGGCAACUGUUACAAUUAGAAGCAAAGAAUGUGUAUCGUGGUCGGGGAAGAGGUUGAAGAAGACCCGCAAGUAUGACAUCAUCACCACUCCAGCCGAGCGAGUGGAAAUGGCCCCAUUGAACGAAGAGGAUGACGAGGACGAGGACUCCACAGUAUUUGACAUCAAAUACAGGUAAAACCUGUUCUCCAGCGUGUUGGCAUCCUGUGGCUGGUCGGCUGAAGCUGGGGGGUGUGAAGUAUCUGGAAGCUGUCCUGUCCGAGGUGUUGAAACCAAAACAAACAUUAUUUAUGAAACUCUGGCACAGUUGUGUGUAGAACGUCGGCUCCGAAUGUCACUGCAGGAGACACCACCCUCUGGACGCUCCUUUAAAAUGUCACCCUUUAUUCCCUCCUCAAGAGGGCUUUUGCCUUGCUAAGGGGCAAGGGGAAACGUGCUGAUUUAAAAAAUAAUUUUAAAGCAACUGCCAACAAAAGUAAAAGAGAUCAGAAGUUAUCAAGAACCUAAGAAAAGCCUAUAUAUUCAGCGACAUAUUUAGGGUUUCUGACAGUCUGCUCUCCUGGAUCUACGAACUUUUAGAUGUCUGACCCUUUGUGGUCUUUCUGGGCUUGGUCGAGUUCUGGCCUUUCGUUGGUGGUGGCUGCGUGAAAGUUCAGAGUGCAAGGGCUCAGAGCUGCUCAGCUUGUAGCAGAUGUAAACACGUCCUGUGGCUCCUUUUCUUUUCCUUUUUCGAAAGGGUUCAGCAGAAUUAGGCAUGGCUAGCUCACAAAGAAUUCUGAAUAUCAGGGAGAAACCUAGACCUGUGUGUGUGCAUGUGUGUGUGUGUGUGUGUGCAUGUGUGUGUGUGUAUGUACAUGUGAGAUAAUUUCUCCAUCUCUAAAGAGAAAAGAAAGUGUUUGGCAGCCUUUGCUUAGUAACAUCCAUUGUGUGUUUCUCUGCCCUAUCACCGUUCUACAUUGUUGGUCUUAGAAAUGGAAUUUUAAAACAAUCACUGUGAUAGUUUAAAUGAAUGGUGAUUUGGUUGGCUGAAAAAAGCCCACUGCCAGGGACUACGUUUGCAGUUGGUCCAGGCCAGACUGGCCUAGGAACCCACCUGGACCCAGGAGGUUACUGCAGGAAGGCCCCUCGCACAGGUAGGGUUGGGUGGUGGCUUAUCUUGCAGCUCGAGUGCCACUUGCUGGAAGCAGGGCCUCGGGCUGACUUCUCAGGAUGAUAGAGGCCUCCCAUUUCACUGUUUCCCCAGGGUUAUUUGCUGCAAUGGAUAUCCUUCUGCUAAAGUCUCCUAGCAGUGCCUUUGGGGGCGGGCUACUCAGUUCUCUCUGGAAAGGUGUUUUGUAAUUUUUUUAAUCUCCUCUUUUCUGGCAUUCUGCAGGGUUUGCAAAUGUGCCUGUUUAUUGUCUGCUCCACUGCUUGGGAUGAAAACUCUGGCCUUUCCCUAUUCGACCCUAUUUUCAGAUUUUUCAGUUUCCUGGGAAGGGGCUGCCCUGCUUUGGGGUCCCCUCGUUCUCAAGGCCAUCAGGGUGGCACUUUGGCCUCUGCAGAAGAGAGGGGCGGCCACUCUGAGGACAGAGUCCUGCUGGUCCUUGGCUCCCUCCCGUGAUUGUGCUUCUUUUGUUGACUUUCCUUCUCCCUUUCUCCGCCCUGUUUGCCAGAGGGGUGGGCGUGCUUUAUCUGUACCCUCCACCGUGUCCUCAUGGGCCAGGGUGGUGACUAAACGGGAUGGGCCGCCUAGCAGCUGUGCGCUGUCCGGACCUUUGAACUGGAACCGUGGCAACCGCGUCUGAACCAUCUGUGGAGAAGCUGGAUUCUUCUGCCUGACGCAUGAACGCCGGCCUCUGUCUGCCAGGUGCUCAUCACAGGGCCUGGCAGAGGUGGCCACCAAGAAUGACCUUCCAGAUGCCACAGCUUUGGCACUAGAGGCUCUUAAAUAAA
Messenger RNA from Mesoplodon densirostris (Blainville's beaked whale), 2438 nucleotides. It is a transcript of the gene FAM174B, whose product is annotated as family with sequence similarity 174 member B. The coding region runs from base 127 to 684 and encodes 185 amino acids. The record is from RefSeq and is a predicted model, not a curated record. The transcript has 4 exons. Lineage: Eukaryota; Metazoa; Chordata; Mammalia; Artiodactyla; Ziphiidae.